CCUGCAGGUUGGUCACACUCUUGCUACCUUCAUAAGUCGCUUCAUAAGUCGUGUACGUUUCAUCAUAUUGACAAUCUGUGUUCAUCUUGCCUGAUGCUCUGCACGGGAGUGAUGAAAGCUGUGUGGCCUUGUGUAUUAGCGGUGGGCUUGGUCACCUGGAUCGCCUGUGGUUCUGAUGCCCUUCCGGAAAUUCCGCAAUCACAGGACGGUAGCAGUGAAGAUGACUCGGUAAGUGAAGGCGACUCAGCCGAGGACAGCAUGGAAGUCCACGAACUUCAGAAUGGUAAAAGAGAAGAACGGAACAUCCUUGGGAUGCAGCAUAGCAAUGAAGCACAGAUCGCCCUACAGCAGCGGCAGAAGGCGCAGCUGGAGGGAAAGCUGAGGCAGCUGGAGUUCAAGAAGAGUAAUAUGGCGAGUCGAGUGAGGCGUGCGCGAGCCACCGUGGGCCUCGGAACAGGAACAGCAGCUGUGUUACAGCCUGUGUUUCAGAUCCCCUCCUCGGCCAGGCCAGUGGACUGUGCAGACCUGCUGGUGAUGGGAGCUACCCGCAGCGGAGUCUACGAUAUCUACCCUUUUACGUGCAGGUGUAGCAACAAGGUGCAGGUGUGGUGCGACAUGGAGACGGACGGCGGAGGUUGGACAGUCUUCCUGAGUCGACAAACCCAGAUCCCGCGGGAAGACUUCAACCGUUCCUGGACUGAGUACAAGCAUGGUUUUGGCAACCGUGACGGCGAGUACUGGCUAGGUACAGAAAACCUCUACACUAUGACCACCAGCCGCAACUACAACUUGAGGCUCGACCUUAUUCUUCCCUCUGGCAUCCCCCAGUACACUGAAUGGCAGGACUUCAAAGUUGGCCCAGAGGAGUCCAGGUAUCGUUUGUCGUGGAGCACUUUCACCAGCCUUGACUUUUCUCUGACCAGCAACUGCCUGAGCUACGCCAACGGACGCUCGUUCUCCACCUACGACCAGGACGAAGACUCUUACUCAGAUAAUUGUGCCCUGAUCCAAGGUGGCGGGUGGUGGUACUACAAUUGCUUGCAGUUCAACCCCACCAACAGUGGAGCGAAUGGAAGUGAGGCGGAUCAACAUAACGUGCUUCAACCACGAUUUCAUUAG
Messenger RNA from Cherax quadricarinatus, 1119 nucleotides. RefSeq names its product angiopoietin-related protein 7. Lineage: Eukaryota; Metazoa; Arthropoda; Malacostraca; Decapoda; Parastacidae. The record is from RefSeq and is a predicted model, not a curated record.